Molecule: messenger RNA, 4323 nt
Organism: Cavenderia fasciculata
Lineage: Eukaryota; Evosea; Eumycetozoa; Acytosteliales; Cavenderiaceae
Gene: pwp2
Product: WD40 repeat-containing protein
Exons: 11
Coding region: 1-4323 (1440 amino acids)
Biological process (GO): maturation of SSU-rRNA from tricistronic rRNA transcript (SSU-rRNA, 5.8S rRNA, LSU-rRNA); ribosomal small subunit assembly
Cellular component (GO): Pwp2p-containing subcomplex of 90S preribosome; small-subunit processome
Molecular function (GO): acyltransferase activity, transferring groups other than amino-acyl groups; protein binding
Source: RefSeq, a predicted model, not a curated record
AUGUCAGAGUUAGGUUUUUUAAAUGGUAGUGGAGUUCAAUUACCAAACUCACAACAAGAUGUAUCUAUUCAUUCAACGAGUAGUGCUGCUGAACACAAUGCUGCAUUUCAUGUCCCUAUAGUAACACCUGUAACAUCACAACCAUUAUUGGGUCCUGAUGGAGGAAUAGAUCCAAGUAAAUUAACAGCAAAAAUAGAGAAACAAAUGGGUAUAUUAAGAUUUGAAGUGAUUACAAAUGAUGGAGGAAGAAAUUCAGAGUUAUUGGUCAAUUUGAAGAAUGUCUUUUCAAAACAACUUCCCAAGAUGCCAAGAGAAUAUAUAGUGCGAUUGAUGUUUGAUCGAUUCCAUCAUUCGCUGUUGAUCAUCAAGCGUGAUGUCGUUAUUGGUGGCAUUUGCUUCCGUCCCUUUAAAGAGCAAGGGUUUAUAGAGAUUGCAUUCUGUGCCAUCACAUCGAGCGAGCAAGUCAAGGGUUACGGUUCAUUCUUGAUGACGCAUCUCAAAGAACACAACAAAAAGACUGGCAUCUUUCACUUUCUCACCUUUGCCGAUAACUUUGCCAUAGAGUAUUUCCAGAAACAAGGAUUUACACACGAGAUUACCCUACCACGCGAAAAGUGGAAAGGGUUCAUUCAAGAGUACGAUGGAGGUAGUUUGAUGGAAUGUGUCAUUCACAUCAAUGCAAACUAUCUCGAUAUUCCUUUGAUGGUCAAGGCACAAAGAGACGCUGUCGACCAAAAGAUACGACAGAUUUCAACGUCUCACAUUGUGUACCCCGGUCUGACAAGUUUCAAGCCGGGUGAACGCAAGAUUAUCCCUAUCGACUCGAUACCAGGUAUCAAGCAGUCUGGUUGGGACCAUCCAGACGCAUGGCCGUUCCAAAGACCGGUCAACGAGCAAGAAGCACCCAACUACCACUCGAUCGUCAAGGAUCCAGUCGAUUUACAGACCAUUAGUGGACGGUUGUCGUCUGGCGCCUACUAUAUCACCAAAUACAUGUUCCAAGCAGACCUAAAGAGAAUGUGCGAAAAUUGUAGAGUUUAUAAUGGAGAAGGUACUCAAUACUAUGAAAUUGCAAAUCGUCUAGAGAAAUAUAUUGUCGGACAAUCUUACGGUAAAUUUCCAAAAAUUGACAAGAAAUGUACAGUCUAUAACAAGGGAAAUAUAGUAUUCACACCCGAUGGAAACACUCUUAUCAGUCCGGUAGGCAACAGAGUCACUCUAUUCGAUCUUGUAAAUAAUUCAUCUGUCACUCUUCCCGUCGAAACAAAUAGAGAUAUCGACAUUAUUGCAAUAUCACCAACUGGAAAGAUUCUCAUUGUAUCUGAUGAAGCUGGUUUAACAUAUAUCAUUAAUUUACAGAGACAUGUUUGUCUUGGUACUGUCAAGUUUCACAAGACACCAUCUUGUAUUCAAUUCUCACCAAAUAAUAGUUUGAUUGCAUUUUCAGUUGAAAGAAGAGUAUACUUUUAUAGUUCACCAAAACUUGAAAAGGUUGUUAAACCAAUCACUCGUUUAUCUGUUAUUACCUUCCAAAGCAUAAUCAAUCAUGUUGGAUGGUCACCUUGUUCAACCAAGGUAGUUGUUUCACUCAGCGAUGGUAAUAUUGCCAUCUGCAAAAAGAAAAAGGGUAGUCAAGCCAUCUUGAGAACACAAGGUCGUGUUCCAAAGUCGGCUCACUUUAGUCAAGAUGGAAAGAAGAUUAUUGUAUUCACAAAGACUGAUACUAUGGAAUUCAAUCUCAAAGAAAUCAUCUCAAAGAAACAAAGAAAACAACAACAACAAUUAUUAAAUAAUGAAAAUGGUUUAUCAACAACAAAGAUGCAAGUUGAAGAUGAAAAAGAUGAACAAAAUGAAGAAGAGGAUGAAGACAUGCAAGAAGAUGAUGUUGAAGAUGCUCAAAGUGACGAUGAAGAAGAAGAUGAAGAGGAGGAAGAAGAAGAAGAAGAGAUGGAAAAGGAAAUGGAAGAUUCUGAAGAAGAACUUGCAUCAGAGGAUGAAGAUGAACAACAACAACAACAAGUUAAAAAGACUAGUAUUAAAAAAGAACCAGUUGUUAGACAAUUUUGGAGAAGAGGAAAGAGAGUUCCAACAGGACCAGUUAAAGCUACUGCUUUUGGAUUCCAUCCAUUCUCUGGAUUGGCAGUUGUUGGUCAAAAGGGUAAGUUCAUCCUCAUCGACACCAACAAUGAGUUAAAGAGAGCCAUGACGAUGAAUCUCUCGGGUACGUCGAUCACCUCGAUUGCCAUCAAUCCAAGUGGAGAGUGGAUCGCUAUUGGCAGUGCCGAUCUUGGCCAACUGUUUGUGUGGGAGUGGAAGUCAGAGACAUUUAUCCUCAAGCAACAAGGACACGCCUACAACAUGAACACCAUUGCUUACUCGCCCGACGGACAGAUCAUUGCCACUGGUGGCGACGACUGCAAGGUCAAGGCAUGGAACACCAACUCUGGAUUCUGCUACGUCACCUUUGCCGACCACGAAGCACCUGUAUCGGUGGUCAAGUUCUCACCCGUCUCAUCACAAAUGGUGUUGUUCUCGGCCAGUUUAGAUGGUAGUGUUAGAGCAUACGAUAUGAUCCGUUACCGUAACUUCCGUACCUUUGUGUCGCCAAACAAGACACAAUUCUCGUCGUUGGCAAUUGACUCGACCGGAGACAUUGUCGUUGCAGGUUCGGUCGACUCUUUUGAAAUCUAUGUGUGGUCAAUCAAGACUGGCAAGUUGACUGAUAUCUUGUCGGGCCAUACUUCACCCGUUUACGGCCUCUCGUUCAACCCCGUCAACAAUAUCCUCGCAUCUGCAUCGUGGGACAAGACAGUCCGUCUUUGGGACAUCUUUAACGACGCUCAAAUGCUCGAAUCGCUCGAACACACCUCUGACGUCCUCACAUGCUCAUUCAGCCCCGACGGCAAGCGAUUCGCAUCGGCAUCACUCGACGGAAACAUCCAAAUCUUUGAAACUGAAAACUGGACACAAAUCGGAUUCAUCAAUGGAAAGAAUGAGAUCAUGGGUGGCAGAAGUGCCAAGGAUGUCGUGCAAAAGAACCCAAGCGGACGUACCUUUACCAAGUUGGUAUUCACUCCCAACGGCAGCUGCUUGAUUGCUGGUGGUGACUCCAAGUACAUCUGCAUCUACCACGUCGAACAACAAAUCCUGUUGAAGCGUUACCAAACCACCUACAAUCUUUCGAUCGACGGUAUGUUGGACUACUUUAAGAGCAACAACUUGUCCGAGUUUGGGUUCCAUCUCGACACUCUUGACGGUGACUAUGCCGAGGACGAAGAGCGUCGCACCAAAUACCUCCCAGGUGCCCAAAAGGGUGACCUCUCCAAGCGCUCCACUCUCAGAAAAAUCAAAACCUAUGCCCUCGACGUCUCACCAACCGGUCGUGCCUGGUCUGCUGUCACCACCGAUGGUAUUGUCAUCUAUUCCCUCGACGAUACUCUCUUCUUUGAUCCAACCGAUCUUACUAUCGACAUCACCCCAGAAACAAUCAAACAAACUUUAUUAGAAAAACAAUAUCUUAAAUCUUUAGUUAUGAGUCUCAAAUUAAAUGAAAAGAAAUUAAUUGAAGAAGUAUAUCAAAGUAUUCCACAUGAUGAAAUUGAAUUUGUAUGCCAUGAAUUCCCAGUCUAUCAUAUCAAGAGUCUUAUUCAUUUCAUCAGUUUCAAUUAUGACAAACAACCACAUAUCGAACUUCAAAUGAGAUGGAUCCUAUGUCUAUUCUUUUACCAUGGAAAAUAUAUAAAGACAAACUAUCUUGCCAUCAUUGAACCAUUACGUAAUCUUCAAAAAUUGGCUGUCCAAAAAUAUAAUGAUUUAUCAAAGGUAUGUGAUGAAAAUCAAUACACUUUAGAGUACUUUGAGAAAUUAUCAAAUUUGAUGAAUAUUAACCAACAACAAACACAAAAACAAUCAAAUGGAAAUGGAGUUCACCAUGAUGAUGAAGAAGAAGAAGAAGAGGAACAAGAAGAAGAAGAAGUUUCCUCAUCCAACCAUCCAACUAACCUAACCACCGAAACAACUCCCCAAACAACAUUGGAACAAAGUACAUAUUGGAUGGUGACCAUGCAUACAAACAAACAAACAAACCAAGCACAACAUCAUCAAUCAAACAAUCAAUCAAAUCAUAAUAAUUCACUGUUACCCGAGUUUUUAAUCAUCAUUACUCCAUUCUUAAAUCCAUUCAUUCAUCCAUCCAUAUUAUUUAACGGCUGUUUAAGCAACGCAACUCAACAACAACAACAACAACAACAACAACAACAACAACAACAACAACAACAACAACAACGACAAAGACAACAACAUCAUCUACAACACAACGAAUAA